This is a messenger RNA of Catharus ustulatus (Swainson's thrush), 2349 nucleotides long. RefSeq names its product carnosine N-methyltransferase 2-like. The coding region runs from base 485 to 1477 and encodes 330 amino acids. The transcript has 9 exons. The record is from RefSeq and is a predicted model, not a curated record. Gene Ontology annotation, molecular function: N-methyltransferase activity. NCBI's taxonomy places the organism in Eukaryota, Metazoa, Chordata, Aves, Passeriformes, Turdidae.
GCGGAUCGAGUCACGAGCUGCGGCAGCCGGGGCAGCGCUGGCAGAGGGUCCGACCCGAACGAGCGCUGCCAGCCCCCAGCUGCCCACAAUGUCCCGUUGUUCGCAGCCCGAACAAAGGCUGUUGUUGGAGCCUAAUGCGGGCUCGGGCCGGGGGGGCACGGCCAGAGCAGGGCAGGGAGGGGGAGCAGAGCCCGGAGCCACAAGGAGCUUCCAGGGAUUGCGGCUCCCGGCUCCUGGAGGCUUCUGAGAGCUGCGGCAGGUCCGGCACAGCCGCGGUGUCCGAGCGCCGUGCGGGACACACCGGACACUCUGGACACACCGGACACUCUGGACACGCUGGACACGCCGGACACGCUGCCCUAGGGCUCGGAUCCUGGCUGGCCCCAGCCCCGCAGGGCGCUGUGAGCGGGACGGGACCCACGAGGAUCGCCAGUGUCCCUGUGUCCCUGUGUCCUGUGUCCCUGUGUCCCUGCACCGCCCCGCGAUGGAGCCGGCUCCGGAGGUGAAGAGGAAUAGUUUCCCCAGCAUGAACUUUGAAGCAGAGAUUCUGACAACUCCACACGAUAAUUCAGAGCUCUACAUGAUCCCUUCCAUGAGGAGCCUCACAGCUGAGGAGUAUGUGGAGGCCUUCAAGUCCUUCUUGGAUCACUCAACAGAGCACCAGUGCAUGGAUGAGUUCAACAAGGAACAAAUGCCCAACAUCAUGGCUAGUCUUGGCCCUGGGAAAUCGACCAUCAGCGUUCUGGGAGUUGGGAGUGGCACAGGUGAGCAGGAUUUGAAAAUGAUCAGGAUACUGCAGGCUGUGCACCCAGGGGUCUUUAUUGACAAUGAGGUUGUGGAGCCCAACCCACAGCACGUGGCAGCUUACAAAGAGCUGGUGAAUCAGGCCCCAGACCUGCAGAAUGUUUCUUUUAUUUGGCACCAACUCACUUCCCUGGAGUAUGAACAGCAGGUGAAGGAGAAAGGCACACAUAAGAAAUUUGACUUCAUCCAUAUGAUCCAGAUGCUGUACCGUGUGGAGGAUAUUCCCAAUACUAUCAAAUUUUUCCACAGCUGCCUUGACCAUCACGGUAAACUCCUGAUCAUAAUUUUAUCAGUGACCUUGCCCGGUGUCCCGGCAGACAGCAGCGGGUGGGCCAGCCUGUGGAAGAGGCACAGGGACUGCCUGCCCGCCACCGACAGCGGGCACUACAUCACCUGCAGCGGCAUCACCGAGGUGCUGCGGCGGCUCGGGGCGCAGCACCGCGUGUUCGAGCUGCCGUCGGGCUGGGACAUCACCGAGUGCUUCACCGAGGGCGACGCGCUCGGCGGCCGCAUGAUGGAUUUCCUGACGGGCACCAAAAACUUCCUGGGCACGGCGCCGGCGGCGCUGCGGCGGCGGCUGCAGGAGGCUCUGUGCCAGCCCGAGUGCAGCAGCACCAGGGACGGCAGGGUCAUCUUCAGCAACAACCUCAGCAUGAUCGUCGUGGAGUCCUAGAGCCACGAGCUUCCCUGGACUUCUUUUUUAACACUUUGCAUCCUGCUGUGCUCUCGCUGGGACUGCCACUUUUCCAUGUUGGCACACCUAUGGAUGAGUCUGUGCGACCUCUGCAGCUGGGACAGUGCUGGCUGUGUGUGACACCCUGUUGGAAUCCGCUAUCCAAGAUGUAUUGAUAAUGGUAUGCCCCACGUUGGGCACCAAUUGCCCAUUGUCUGAGGCUCACCCUGCACCCCGUUAGCUCUGUAGCAGGGAAAGCCUGAGACACCAGCAUGAACAGGGGUCAAAGAUACAAAAGAGGCUCUUUUCCCCCUGGGGGUUCCAUGGUUUAUUUCUUCAUGGUGUCCAGGAGGCAAAAGAGGAAGAUCCCCAAGGACAGGGAUCUUUUCUAGGGUCAGGAAGAGGUGGGGGAAGUUUGGCACCCUGCCAAUAGGACAAGGCAGAGGGGAGGGGGUCAGACCAUAGGUGUGACAGGGGUCACAGAGUCAAGGGACACACCAUUCUUAAUACAUCUUGGAUAGUGGAUUACAACAACACCCACUGCUUCCAUGUGUGGCAGGGCAAAGCCAGCAGCAUGUCCCUGCUGCUUUGCACCCGGAUAAUGUCACUGCACCCAGGCCUGAGCUCUAAGUUGCUCUGCACUAGGCAAUUUCACAUGGUUUUAUCAGCGUAGGCAUUUACUGCCCCAAGUCUCUCAGCGCCUCACAAUAUAGACAUGUCUUAAAAAUUUAUCAGCCUUUUUGUUUGGAGAAUAUUUUGGAACCCAGGAUGAUACUUGUCCUGUGCUCUUCCAGGCAGACAUUAAUUUUGUUACUUUCUUACUACUGUUUGUCUCCAUAUAAAAUAAAAGUGAUCUUAAAACAAAAAAGUCA